UCUUUACCAUUCACCAAGACAGCAAAAAAAAGAUGUCGACAGUUUCACCCUCCUCGCAACUUGUUCAGGUAGUUCCAGACAGCCACAGCAGCACUGGUGACUCCUCUGCUAAGGUCAAGUACGAAGAUCUUGUCCGCACUGAUGAACUUCAAAUUGGGUCUGUGGUAGAAGGAGUGAUUGAUGGGAAGGUUGAAGGUGGAUACCUAGUGACGGUGAAAUUCGGUUCUCAAGUGCUGAAAGGAAGGCUUUACCAUUGUGCUAAAAGGCCCAAAUGCCAGCCCCAAGAAACCAUGGGAACACCACCUUCAGGCAUGCCACCAGCAUCGCAACGCCCAGCUAAGAAGAAAGCAAGAAGAGUGAAGACUAUUGUAGUUGAUUCUCCGGAGCACAUAUGCCACAGGGAUGGCUACAACUUCUUCUUCCCUGGGCAGUACGCUUGGGACAAACCUGAGUACCAUGGCAAAGAAAGGAUCAUCACCAAGAUGAUUGGUCGCACCGAGUCUGAGAAACUGGUUUAUCAAGACAAAGGAUUUAAGGAUGUGGAGAGGUAGAUGCUGGAGUACUACAAGUCUGCACAUGAAACAGGAGCAUCUGCUUCUGCUGCAGCAGCCACCGUGGCUCAGUAGUCUUCUUUUUCUCCUGUUAUGUUGUUGUCUUCUUUCUUCAUAACAUUUAUCUUUCUUUCUUUCUCUGGACAAGUUCUCUUUCUUUUAUAAUGGAUAUUUUAUAUC
Raphanus sativus (radish) is the source of this 731-nucleotide messenger RNA. RefSeq names its product high mobility group B protein 10-like. Lineage: Eukaryota; Viridiplantae; Streptophyta; Magnoliopsida; Brassicales; Brassicaceae. The record is from RefSeq and is a predicted model, not a curated record. Bases 33 to 551 code for a protein of 172 amino acids. The transcript is spliced from 3 exons.